AUCGCAUUCGCAGCGAAACGCAUAUUUCAUAACCCAUUCAAUGGCUACAUAAUAGUCACUAUUCAUCGCAUAUUUGUCGCGAUUUCGGUGAUAAUCCCGUGCAAUGAGUGGCCAAUUAGUGGCCGAAUCGGUUCCCAACCGUGAAUCCAAAGUGGAUGUCGAGAAAGUCGUGUGGAUUGGGGUCCUAAUCGUCACCGUUUCCAUACCAUUCCUCAUGACACUCAUCGCACUGGUACACAUAGACGACUGUCCCCAUCAGCCCUACAUCCCUAUCUGGAUAUUGAUGGCCGGCAUAUCCAUGAGUAUCAGUAAUAUCAUCAAUACGGCCGACAAGUACUCACCACCGAAACAGUCAUCAUAUAAGCGCCGGAAGCGUAUAGUCGGCGCCCUUAACCUCAUCGCCAACUGCUUCACAAUAGCCUGCUUUGUGUCCGGUGGCAUAUGGGUGUACGGCCAGCCGAAGCCCUCGCACACCACUUCCAGCGCCGACUACUGUAACCCAACGCUCUAUGGGUUCGCCUUUUGGUUACUAAACCUGUCGCUAGUGUUCAUCGUUUUGCUAAUCAUUACGAUAUGUAUCGGAUUUGCGGUGAAAAUCAUCAAAAACUCCAAAUAAGUCAUUAUAUACAGCAACCAAACUGUGCUAAUCUAAGCUAGUCAAUUUUCUGGUUCCCAUCACAUACCGGUGC
Messenger RNA from Oppiella nova, 689 nucleotides. The record is from the annotation of a GenBank genome assembly. Lineage: Eukaryota; Metazoa; Arthropoda; Arachnida; Sarcoptiformes; Oppiidae.